Molecule: messenger RNA, 936 nt
Organism: Anthostomella pinea
Lineage: Eukaryota; Fungi; Ascomycota; Sordariomycetes; Xylariales; Xylariaceae
Source: the annotation of a GenBank genome assembly
AUGAAGUACGCAGCAGCUCUUUCGAUGGCCGUCGCCCCGCUGGCCAUCGCCAAAGCCGUUCACAACGUCUACCCGGCACACCGAAGAAGCAGUCACCUGUCGGAGCUUGAGGGCGCCGCCGGUAUCGAGCUCGGAGGGCUCGCGGGUAUCGAAGCGGUUAGCUCAACCCAGAUCAUCAUCAUCUGGGCUAACCCGGGAAACAAUGCCGCGACGACGACACUGAACCAGCAAGUGACUGUCACACAGACGGUGACUGCUGGCGCCUCGAGCGCCGCCGCCGCUGCCAUAGCCACCCACAGUGUCACCGUCGGCGGAGCCGCCGGCCUCGUCUACACGCCCGAUCAGGUUGCCGCUAAUGUUGGUGACAUGGUCGUCUUCACAUUCGAGAGCACGAACCACACCGUCACCCAGUCCUCGUUCGGUACUCCCUGCACCGCCAUGGAUGGUGGCAUGGACUCUGGCUUCAUGCCCAACCCCGACAACAGCGUCAGCCCGGCUCCCCAGGUCGCCAUGCAAGUCAUGACCACUGGCCCCCUUUGGUUCUACUGCAAGCAGACGGGCCACUGCGGCAAGGGGAUGGCCAUGUCCAUCAACCCUACCGCCAGCAAGACCCAGGCCCUGUUCCAGGCUGCCGCCAUUGCGCAGAAGGGUGCAGGAGCUGGCAGUGCCAUCACCGGCAACUCCACCUCGUCCGCGGGGUCCGCAGGGUCCGCUGGCGAGUCCGCGGCCGCGUCUGCCGUCGCAUCGGCGAGUAGUGCCGCUGCCGCCGUCGGGACUGCCAUCUCAACCGGCACCGGUGCCAUCCAGACCGGCGCCUGCGUCUGCGCCGUCACCUGCGGUAGCGGCAGCUUCCCGGCCGUCAACGCCCAAGGCGUCGCCAACUUCGGUGGUUUCGCAGGUAGCCUACCCGCAAGCAUGAUGGAAGCCGCCAUCUAA